This is a messenger RNA of Melospiza melodia melodia, 1632 nucleotides long. Its product is annotated as fatty acid-binding protein 5-like. Gene Ontology annotation, biological process: fatty acid transport. Gene Ontology annotation, molecular function: fatty acid binding. The record is from RefSeq and is a predicted model, not a curated record. NCBI's taxonomy places the organism in Eukaryota, Metazoa, Chordata, Aves, Passeriformes, Passerellidae. Gene Ontology annotation, cellular component: cytosol; nucleus.
AUGGAGUUUGUGUUCGAAGCAGCGCUGAGGCCACAGCAUCCACAGCUCGGGCAGUGUCCCCCCGCUGCUGGGCGUUCCCGUGCUGGGGUGCCAAGAGGGGCUGCGACGUGUGUGCGGGCGGAGGGCGGGCAGUGCCCGGCGUGCCCGCUCUUGCCGCCGCCGUUGCCGCGGGCGGGACUCUCCGGGCGGGGGCUCGGCGGGGAAGGGGCCGGGGCGCGGCGGGAGCCCCAUUGGCUGCCGGCAGCACAUGUCGCCCGCCCGGCUAUAAAGGCGGCCGCGGCCGCGCUGCAGCCCGUCCUCCUGCCUUCACGUUUCCACAGGGACGCCGUCAGCUCCAGUGCCGCCGCCAUGGCCAUCGACGCGUUUUUGGGUAAAUGGUGCCUCAUCUCCAGCGAGGGCUUCGACGAGUACAUGAAGGAGCUGGGUGUGGGUAUGGCCAUGAGAAAAAUGGGAAGCAUGGCCAAGCCAGACGUUUACAUUAUUCAGGAUGGGGACACAAUCACCAUGAAAACAGAAAGCACCUUCAAAACUUCACAGUUCAGCUUCAAGCUUGGUGAGAAAUUUGAGGAAAACACAUUAGAUGGCAGGAAAACUCAGACCCUUGUCAGCUUAAAAGAUGAUGGCUCAUUGCUUCAAGAGCAGGAAUGGGAUGGCAAGAAGACCACAAUAACAAGGAAGCUCGUGGAUGGAAAAUUGGUGGUGGAGUGUGACAUGAAUGGUGUCAAGUGUGUUAGAGUCUACCAGAAGGCAUGAGGACAUCUUCAGGUUCAGUAGGAACUUGCUGCAAACAACUCAGUUCAGUGGACAGAGAUCCUUUUCACUCCGUAUUUUCCUUUUCCCUGUUUUCUAGUAUUUCAAUGGACUGAGUAGCUGAGUGCAAUUCUUUUUAAAGGCCGUGAUGUAACUAUUAUGUAACUAUUCUGAACUUAGGCUAUUAAAUAAAAUUGUUGAAUAUAUGAAGUGGAAACAUUGUUACUAAUGGAAUUUUAAGUGAGGUUUCAAAAAAACCAACCCCAUUUUGGUUUUAGGCUAUAGUACAAUCUGCCUUCAGCACAAAACAAGCCAAUAUAUCACAAACAUUCCUACUUUCUAAGAUAGUAAAAUUUGAAAUUGAAACAACUCCACAGCCCAAACUUCAAAUAUUUUUUCUAACUUCCAUGUUGCAAAGUAACUAGAAUUGUGUGGGUAUAAAUAGGAGAGAAACUAAAUUGGUGUUUAAGUAGAGGAAUUGAUUUUCAGGAUUAGUUUGGAAUUUUUUGUGUUUCAAACCCACAGUUUUCUUAAUUUCAAUACAUAAUACCCACAGUUUUCUUAAUAUAUAAUACCCACAGUAUUUCUCAAUAAAUAAAGAAAACAGUUUUCCUAAUCUCAAGAUAUACCAGUAAGCCAAUGAGCAUGAUAAAUCUAAGCAAGCACAUACACACUUUCUUGAACAGAAGCCUUAUUUUAAGAAGACUUUUCCUAGCAAAAUUCUUAUUCCAAUGUCUAGUAACAUUCUAAAAAUUCUUAACGAAAAUUGCUGAAAUACUGCCUAAAACCUAAAACCUCAUUUUUUUUUUUUAACUUGUUUGAAACACCUAGCAAUGGAGCAUAUAUGCUUUGAAGUGCCAUAAUAAAUAAUCAGAAAUAUCA